Molecule: messenger RNA, 729 nt
Organism: Acanthamoeba castellanii str. Neff
Lineage: Eukaryota; Discosea; Longamoebia; Acanthamoebidae
Product: Eukaryotic initiation factor 4E
Exons: 5
Coding region: 1-729 (242 amino acids)
Biological process (GO): translational initiation
Cellular component (GO): eukaryotic translation initiation factor 4F complex; cytoplasm
Molecular function (GO): RNA 7-methylguanosine cap binding; translation initiation factor activity
Source: RefSeq, a predicted model, not a curated record
AUGGAAGAGAUCAAGCAGGAGAGCUCGAUGGGGCGAAGGGGCUCGAGCGGCGGCAGGCGAGACGAUGUGGGGUUCUCUGAUGGCGAGCUAGAGAAAUUCGAUGAGGCGCUGGAGGCGGCGUCCGAUUCAUCGAAGCCCGAUGUACAGAAGAAAUGGUCCAUCCCUGCCGGCGUGGAUCCCGAGGGCGGCCACUUCCUUUCCUCUGGCUACACUUUUUGGUUCGUUCGUCGUUCGGGAGCCCGUAGCCAGGAGAACUACGCCAACGCCAUCAAGAGAAUUGGUGGCUUUAGAUCGAUUGAGGGCUUCUGGAAAUACUACAACCACCUCGUGCGGCCGCACGAUCUGCCCAACACAUCAGAUUACCAUUUGUUCAAGGAGGGCAUCAAGCCCAUGUGGGAGGACGACGCAAACAAGCGAGGCGGCAAGUGGAUCAUCCGCUUGAAGAAGGGCCUGGCCACGAAGUACUGGGAAGAUCUGCUGCUGGCGAUCGUGGGGGAGCAAUUCCAGGUGGGUGACGAGAUCUGCGGCAUCGUCUGCUCGAUCCGGUUUAACGAGGAUAUCCUCUCUGUGUGGAACAAGAGCGCCGACAACAAGCAGGCCAGGCUCAAGAUUCACGAAACACUCAAAACGGUGCUCAACCUGCCACCCAACACGCCAAUGGAGUACAAGUGCCACGACGACUCGAUCAGGGACAACUCCUCCUUCCGCAACACCGACAUCUACAGAUGA